GCUAGCAGCUAUACGGCGAUGACCGUGUGGCCGGAAAUGUUUUAUACGAUUCACUGAUAAACAUCUGACUAAGUGCCAAGAACAGCUGAAUGAUAGAGAUGAGCAACUCCAAGCAGAGAGCCAGCGAUCUUAAGAAUGCCUAUGAUCACAGUCUGGAGCAGCAAAUUAUGGGACGAGGCUCCAACCUGGCGUGCAGAGAUGAGGAGCUGUGGAAGCAGGUGGAGGGGCCACUGAGGGAUGGAGAUGCUCAGGAGAUACACUGCCUGGGUCUGGAUCCACUGAGUGUGAUGGAGGAGUCGCUCAAGGCAGCAGCAAUGGCAUCAGCAACAAGAGCAGCCAGGGGUGGGCAAGUCAAAGCCAGAGGAGGGCUGCAAGGCCUGGCUAAAGCUUUUGAGGUCCUGGAGCAAGCGGCCCUGAACCUGUACCUCGGUCCCUGGAGGGAAGAGUACAAAGUAGUCAAGAUGUACUCCGGCAUGUUCACCCACUAUAUCAAACCUGUGCUGUCGAUGCCACAGAUUAAGAAACUGUUUGGCCUGUUAGGAUACCAGCCCAGCUCUUCUCGGCACGAGCAACUUUUUCUCCAGGCACUCGCUGCUUCUCUGGAUGAACUCCUCCACUUGUCUUGUGCUUUCUACCUGGCCCGUUGUGAGUGCCGCCUCCUUCAAGCAGCUCUUGGGAAGCAUGUAGGUGAGCCCCAGUGGGAGCUGAGUUUGGUGAGAGAGAGGCAGAGAGGAAACAGCCUACAGGUCGCCUUGGAAAACACCAAGAAGACACUGAAAGUCAAGCAGCCACUGAUGGAGCCGUUGGAUGGAGAAAUGGACAUGGAUCUGUACACAGAUGAGCAUGUUAAUGGGCGGCAGAGAGAGGCAGUUGUCAAUGAUGACGAAAGUCCCCGCUCUUUAGCCUGGCUGACUGCAAGUAGUGCAUCUCCCGCUCCUGUCAAAACACAGAGCAACGGAAUGACAUCCUUGUCCUCCUCAUCCACCUCCCUGGCUGUCACACAGCAGGUCUGCAUCUCUACACUCAACUGCCAGCUGCCCAAGGUGUCACCUCUGGAGUCACAGAGCACCAGAAGCUCCGCCAGCAAGAGGCAAAGCAGACAUCCCUAUGAGGAGUCAGGGUUUGACAAAGCAGAGUCACAGUCAGUCAGUCGGCAGUUAGAAGCGAUGGAGCUUUGCAGGAGUGAGGCUGAAGCCAACCACUUCUGCAGCUGUCUCCAGUCUUCUACUGUCUAUCCUAAUCGCUGUAUUGAAUGCAACACUUUGCACAAUAUCACCUGUGACUUGCAUCAGCAAUGCAUUAUGAAGAACCACAGUCUUGUGACGUCUUACAAUAUGGCUGAAGUAAUGAAAGAACAAGGAGCAGCGUCAGCACAGAGUGAAAGUCUCAGAGUGAGUGACAGGGCAAUACCAACUCUCACCAGCAGCAGCGCAGCAAUGUCUUCAUUAGUUCAGUAUCAUGACCCUGAAUCCAUAAAUCCAUCUCUUCCUCCAAUCACCUAUCACGACUGCUGCAACCUCGCCCAGCUGGACCCUCAGGUCCUGUGUCGCACCUGCAGUGUCUUCCACACUCGUUCCUGCAGAGAUGUAGACCGCUGCCAAAGUCAGCACCACACAGUCAAAAAGCUGGAAGUGUGUGCCUGCGGGAAGACAUGUCCCAGAAACCCUCUGGUUCUGUGCAGAUAUUGUGGGAAAGAGUAUUGCCGGGAUUGUUGGUACAGAAAUCCUGUUGUAUGCACCUGUGGCCAAACCUUUGACCAGUCAUCCCCUGUGUGAUGUGUAUUAGAAAAGUGGUGCAAUAAUGAGGCACAACUAGCAAAAUCACAAUGCCUUAAAUAUGCACACUUUAAAAUCAAGAACAAUCAAAUCCAAAUGUUGCCUUGACACAAUGCUGAAAUGCAGUAUUAUGUGUGCUCCAGUUUUCUAUUUGCGACGUCUCUCAUUAUUCUUCUUCAUCCAGGUAUUAUGUAAAUGGACAUAUUAACCAUCAUCAUCAUUUUAAAGUAUUGUGUAUCUUUGAGACUUGAGGUUGUGGUUACAGUUUGUGCUCUUGAGUCACUUGAAUGUAACUUGGUGCAAAGCACACGGACAUCUGUUUUCAUCUGUAUUCAAUGCCUGCACUCAGACUGGAGUAAAAAUGGUCAAUCUGCCACUUGUCUGUGUUAAAUGUGUUUUAUCAUACCUGAGCAAAUGACUUGGUGACAGUAGAGUUCUGGUAUAUACCAGAAACAUCAGUUCUCACUUUUAUUACUGUAUUCAGUCAUAUCGAACACUAAUCAAGUCCUUUCUGAGAACAUUUGAAUGCCUUUACUUUUUGGCGUAUGUGGCUCUGUCUUCCUUUUUGUGUGUAAUUGCUCUUGAAACAAACAAAGGCCUCAACUAACAAUUAUUGUUAUUAGUUAAU
Molecule: messenger RNA, 2403 nt
Organism: Seriola dumerili (greater amberjack)
Lineage: Eukaryota; Metazoa; Chordata; Actinopteri; Carangiformes; Carangidae
Gene: spata2l
Exons: 4
Coding region: 90-1775 (561 amino acids)
Cellular component (GO): cytoplasm
Source: RefSeq, a predicted model, not a curated record